This is a messenger RNA of Gryllus bimaculatus (two-spotted cricket), 117 nucleotides long. NCBI's taxonomy places the organism in Eukaryota, Metazoa, Arthropoda, Insecta, Orthoptera, Gryllidae. The record is from the annotation of a GenBank genome assembly.
AUGGCGGCGUCGCAGAGCCAAAUGUAUUCCCGUAACAUUUACUCCAGUGCGAUGACGCCGUACUUAGCUACAAGCUCCGCAUCCGAUGUGUCGGGUCAGAGCAUGUGGACAUCGCAA